UUCUUCCCUUAUCACUGUACCUCAUCGCUCUCUGUGCAAAAGCCUCAAUACGGAAAGGGGACACUUGAUGCUGCAUCAUUUUGCAGCACAAAUCCAGAUGGUAAAUGUGAAACAGGACUUGCACUGAUCAUUCAGCAUCAGAAAUGACCCACAGUUCAGCUGCACAGUGAACACUCUCUACUGACACCUGCAGGACAUCUGCGUCACUGCAACAUCAAAAACAGAAGCAAGAGAAAAACAUUUUUCACACAGGAAACUUGUACAAAAUGUUUUGUACAUUUUAGAAAGAUAACAUCUUCAUCACUAAUAUUUCCAGAGUGGAGAGAAACAUUACAUCUGUCUCUCAGUGAGCGCAGAUCCACACUCAGGUCCUCUCAGAUGAACCACACUGCAUGUCAAGCCUCUGUGCAGCGCUGUCACUUCCUGCCUGUGAUUAAUGCUCUCUGUGCUGCAGGGCCAAAGCUCUCCUGAUGACCUGCUUCUUGUUAACUGAAGGAGAGAAAAAGUCAGUCACUCACAAAGAGGAAGGAAGAGAGCUCGACUGGACUGAGUGAACAAGUACUCACCAAGGGCUGCAAUGGGACAGACGUCUUUUCUGCUCUUGCUGAUCUCACUGCUGUGCUGCAGGACCGAAGGAGCUGGUCUGACUGUGAGUCCCAGCAGCUCUCAGUUCUUCAGCUGGACGUCUGUCUCUCUGAGCUGUGAGGAGGACAGCUCUGCUGGAUGGACGCUGAAGAGGAACACAACUGAAGGACGGAUGUCUCAGUGUGGAGAUCACUGGGGAAAACCUGCUGGUUCUUCCUGUAAGAUCAGCCACGUCCUCCCAUCGGACAGUGGAGUUUACUGGUGUGAGUCCAGAGAGGGAGCAACCAGUAACACCAUCAGCAUCACUGUCACUGGUGGACCAGUGAUCCUGCAGAGUCCUGUCCUCCCUGUGAUGGAGGGACAUGAUGUCACUCUGCACUGUAAACCACAGACCCCUCCCUCCAACCUCACAGCUGCUUUCUAUAAAGAUGGCUCCCUCAUCCGCACUGAGCCUACAGGUCACAUGACCAUCCACCAUGUUUCCAAGUCUGAUGAAGGCCUCUACAAGUGUCACAUCAGCCGUCAUGGAGAGUCUCCACCCAGCUGGAUCUCUGUCUCAGCUGCUGAAGAAAAUGACAUCACUGAUGACAUCACAUACAGUGACAUCAAAAUAUCACGUCACCAACAACAGCCAAUCAGACGAAGCAGAGAGAGUGAUCCAGCUGUAGUUUACUCAGCAGUGAGAGGAGCAGAGGACGUCAGCUAUGGACAAAUAGCCAUCAGACCAAACAGGACGAGAGAGAGUGAUCCAGCUGCAGUUUACUCAGCAGUGAGAGGAACAGAGGACGUCAGUUAUGGACAAAUAGCCAUCAGACCAAACAGGAAGAGAGAGUUUCCAGCAGAGCCAGAGGUCGUCUACUCGUCAGUGAGGUCGACCUUCACACCUUCACACCAGUCCGAGCGCUGACGUCCAGCUGGCCUGUAACUGGUCCUCAGAGCCCCUCACACCUCAGUGCAGCCAUGUGUUUUACUUCUCAUUCUUAAAUGUUGAAGCUAAAUUAGACUCAUGCAGCUUCAUAGACGAAAAGGUCAAAUGUAGAGCAUGUUUUAUGUUUUUAGUGAAAUAUCAGUGAAAUAAAAAAACUAAAACUAAAGAUUUAAAUAAAUAGUUAAUUAUUUUUUAAGUCACUCAGUUUUUUCCCUCAAAGUGUUUCAGUACAGUGCACAACACCAACAUGUUACCUGUUUGGUUGCACUUUUAUUCUUAUAUUUCUAUUAAUCAGAAUCUAAUGAUAACUUCCAGUUGUUUUGUGGUUUAUAUAUUAACUAACUUUACUGUUGUUGAUAUUUAUUCAUGUUUUUGGACUCUUGUUGCCGCAGCAGUGAAUGUGUUUCUCUGCAGGAUCAAUAAACUUUGGUCUCAUUCUUGUUUUA
Messenger RNA from Siniperca chuatsi (mandarin fish), 1959 nucleotides. RefSeq names its product low affinity immunoglobulin gamma Fc region receptor II-like. Gene Ontology annotation, biological process: cell surface receptor signaling pathway. The coding region runs from base 578 to 1492 and encodes 304 amino acids. Gene Ontology annotation, molecular function: transmembrane signaling receptor activity. Lineage: Eukaryota; Metazoa; Chordata; Actinopteri; Centrarchiformes; Sinipercidae. The record is from RefSeq and is a predicted model, not a curated record. The transcript is spliced from 8 exons.